Messenger RNA from Lolium rigidum, 1503 nucleotides. Its product is annotated as mitogen-activated protein kinase 16-like. The coding region runs from base 253 to 1503 and encodes 416 amino acids. Gene Ontology annotation, biological process: intracellular signal transduction; protein phosphorylation. The transcript is spliced from 9 exons. Gene Ontology annotation, cellular component: cytoplasm; nucleus. Gene Ontology annotation, molecular function: MAP kinase activity; ATP binding. NCBI's taxonomy places the organism in Eukaryota, Viridiplantae, Streptophyta, Magnoliopsida, Poales, Poaceae. The record is from RefSeq and is a predicted model, not a curated record.
GUCCAGGGCUCGGAUCAGGCGCCCUUCUUCACGGAGUACGGCGAGGCGUCCCGGUACGAGGUCGGCGAGGUGGUCGGCAAGGGCAGCUACGGUGUCGUGGCGGCCGCGGUGGACACGCACACCGGCGAGCGCGUGGCGAUAAAAAAGAUCGACGACGUCUUCGAGCACGUCUCCGACGCCACCCGCAUCCUCCGCGAGAUCAAGCUGCUCCGCCUGCUCCGCCACCCGGACGUCGUCGAGAUCAAGCACAUCAUGCUCCCGCCGUCGCGCCGCGAGUUCCGCGACAUCUACAUCGUCUUCGAGCUCAUGGAGUCCGACCUCCACCAGGUCAUCAAGGCCAACGACGACCUCACCCCGGAGCACCACCAGUUCUUCUUCUACCAGCUGCUACGCGGGAUGAAGUACAUACACGCGGCCAAUGUAUUCCACCGGGACCUCAAGCCCAGGAACAUUCUUGCCAAUGCCGAUUGCAAGCUCAAGAUUUGCGAUUUCGGACUUGCUCGGGUUUCAUUCAAUGACACCCCGUCCGCCAUAUUCUGGACGGAUUAUGUUGCAACAAGAUGGUAUCGUGCUCCAGAAUUAUGUGGCUCCUUCUUUUCAAAGUAUACUCCGGCAAUUGAUAUUUGGAGCAUAGGAUGUAUAUUUGCCGAAAUGCUUACAGGGAGGCCGCUCUUUCCUGGAAAAAAUGUGGUGCAUCAGUUGGAUCUCAUGACUGAUCUGCUCGGCACACCUUCAGCAGAAUCUAUUUCCAGUAUUCGGAACGAAAAAGCUCGACGAUAUUUGGGAAACAUGAAAAAAAAGCACCCAGUACCUUUUUCUCAGAAGUUUCCUGGUGUAGAUCCCAUGGCUCUCCAUUUGCUUGAGCGUCUUCUUGCUUUUGAUCCCAAUGAUCGGCCAACUGCUGCAGAGGCAUUGGCAGAUCCAUACUUUACUGGAUUGGCAAAUUCUGAACUCGAACCCACAGCACAACCCAUCUCAAAACUUGAGUUUGAGUUUGAGAGAAGAAAGCUGGCCAGAGAUGAUGUCCGGGAAUUGAUUUACAGAGAGAUUUUAGAGUACCAUCCUCAGAUGUUGCAUGAGUAUCUUUGUGGUGGAGAUAAGACAAACUUUCUAUACCCAAGUGGGGUGGAUCGUUUCAAGAGGCAAUUUGUUCAUCUCGAGGAACUCGGUGCUAAGGGUGAAAAGACUUGCCCACAGCUGCGGCAGCAUGCUUCCUUGCCAAGGGAAAGAGUUAUUGGCACCGAUGGCGAGCUCGAAAAGACAAAUGCAGAUUACUGCAUAAGAUUGCAUGUAGGUGAGCAACAUGGCCACACAUCAGUCACAGAUGGCCUGAGCAAGCCACUGUUGAAUGCUCGAAACUUGUUGAAGAGCGAAAGCAUCGGCGCCUCCAAAUGUGUUGUCAUCAAAGAAAAGAGAGAAAAGGAUGAAGAAUCUAUGUCUGAUUACAUGCAUGAAACAUCUGAUGUGGUGCCGAAUAAGAUUGCUCAAGUCAAAAGUGUCUAG